AUGACACAUUUCGAAACGCUUCAGCUCCAUGCUGGCCAACAGCCUGACCCGACCACAAACGCUCGUGCGCCACCGAUUUACGCCUCAACUUCUUUCGUGUUUGAUAAUUCUGCGCACGGUGCCGACCUGUUUGGACUUCGAACAUCAGGGAAUAUCUAUUCGCGCAUCGGUAACCCAAGUGUUGAUGUGUUUGAGCAACGCAUGGCUGCGCUUGAAGGCGGCAUAGGUGCCGUAGCUGCAUCAUCUGGCCAGUCUGCUCAGGCUAUGGCGCUUCUCUCUCUCGCUAACCAAGGCGACAACAUUGUGUCAUCCUCAUACCUGUACGGCGGCACGUACAACCAAUUUAAAGUGUUGCUCCCAAAGAUGGGCGUGCACACCAAGUUCGUGUCAGAUUCGACACCAGAAUCGCUGGAAAGAGCCAUUGACAGUCGCACCAAAGCAAUCUUCCUGGAGUCUAUUUCAAACCCUAAGUACGACGUGCCUGAUUUGCGCCGCGUGUGUGACAUGGCACACAAACAUGGAAUCCCUGUCGUCGUGGACAAUACAUUUGGUAUGGGCGGCUUCUUGAUUCGUCCCUUUGACCAUGGGGUAGAUAUUGUCGUCCAUUCUGCCACAAAAUGGAUCGGAGGACACGGAACCACUGUUGCUGGUGUCAUCGUCGACUCUGGCCAUUUUGACUGGAUGAAAAGUGGUCACUUUCCGCAAUUCACGCGGCCAUCGGAGGGAUAUCACGGACUAAGGUUCUGCGACACCUUCGGUAAAUCCGCCUACAUUGCAUACGUGCGCACAGUCAUGCUUCGUGAUCUCGGCGCAUGCAUGAAUCCCUUUGCUAGUUUCCUCCUCCUCCAGGGCAUUGAAACUCUGUCGCUUCGCGCAGAGCGCCAUUGUCAAAAUGCCAUGGCUCUUGCCCGUUGGCUUGAGCAACACAAGCAAGUAAAGUGGGUCUUAUAUCCAGGUCUCGCGUCGCAUCCGAGGCAUGAGCUUGCCAAGAGGUAUCUCAAAAACGGAUUCGGCGGUGUUCUCUCUUUCGGACUCCUUGGCACUGUUCAGCAGGCAAGUCAAUUUGUCGACACUCUCAAGCUGGCAUCGAAUCUCGCUAAUGUGGGCGACAUGAAAACGCUCAUUAUUCAUCCUGCCUCCACAACACACCAGCAGCUUUCUGACGAGGAGCAAGUGGCGUCGGGCGUCACACAGGACCUAAUCCGUGUAUCAGUAGGCUGUGAGCAUAUCGAUGACAUUCUCGCAGACUUUGAACAGGCCUUUUCUGCUAUAUUGGAUUAG
This is a messenger RNA of Malassezia globosa CBS 7966, 1281 nucleotides long. RefSeq lists its product as uncharacterized. Gene Ontology annotation, biological process: transsulfuration. The transcript has 3 exons. The coding region runs from base 1 to 1281 and encodes 426 amino acids. The record is from RefSeq and is a predicted model, not a curated record. Lineage: Eukaryota; Fungi; Basidiomycota; Malasseziomycetes; Malasseziales; Malasseziaceae. Gene Ontology annotation, molecular function: pyridoxal phosphate binding; transferase activity, transferring alkyl or aryl (other than methyl) groups.